This is a messenger RNA of Brienomyrus brachyistius, 2321 nucleotides long. RefSeq names its product solute carrier family 30 member 7 (gene slc30a7). Gene Ontology annotation, biological process: intracellular zinc ion homeostasis; transmembrane transport; zinc ion transport. Gene Ontology annotation, cellular component: Golgi apparatus; membrane. The record is from RefSeq and is a predicted model, not a curated record. NCBI's taxonomy places the organism in Eukaryota, Metazoa, Chordata, Actinopteri, Osteoglossiformes, Mormyridae. The transcript is spliced from 11 exons. Gene Ontology annotation, molecular function: zinc ion transmembrane transporter activity. The coding region runs from base 133 to 1347 and encodes 404 amino acids.
UCCGGUGAAGGCAGAAGUCAGGGGUCUUACUCAAAAAGCGUCUUGCUGCGGACCUCUAUCUACAAGCAGGAAACCGGCGAGGCAGAGAGUGCAGUCCGUCCGUAUUCAUUUACGGGACUUAGCAGCCUUAAAAUGUUACCCUUGUCUAUCAAAGAUGACGAAUACAAGCCUGCCAAAUUCAACCUUCUUGUCAAGAUAUCGGGAUGGUUCAGGUCGAUCCUGUCGGACAAAACGUCCCGAAACCUGUUCUUUUUCCUGUGUCUCAACCUCUCCUUCGCCUUCGUGGAGCUGCUCUACGGCUUAUGGAGUAACAGUUUAGGACUCAUAUCGGACUCGUUCCACAUGUUCUUUGACUGCACGGCGCUCCUAGCAGGCCUGGCCGCUUCUGUCAUAUCCAGGUGGAGGUCUAACGACGCGUUCUCUUAUGGGUAUGUGAGGGCUGAGGUUCUGGCCGGGUUUGUCAACGGCCUCUUCCUCAUCUUCACCGCCUUUUUCAUCUUUUCCGAGGGGGUCGAGAGGGCCCUGGAGCCCCCAGACGUUCAUCACGAGAGGCUGCUGCCAGUCUCCGUGGCCGGCCUGCUGGUGAACCUGGUGGGGAUCUUCGUCUUCCAGCACGGAGGACACGGCCACUCGCACGGCGACGAUGAAGACCACGGCCACAGCCACUCCCUGUUUAAUGGCAUCGUGGCUCCUGGGCACAGUCAUGCUGGACACACAAGCCACGGGCACGGACAUAGCCACGGGUCCAAACACGGGCACGACCACGGGCACGACCAUGGGCACAGUCACGGGCACGACCACGGGCACGACCACGGGCAUGGAGGGCACGGACACUCGCACGGACAUUCGCACGAGGAGCCGCAUUGCCACGAUGAACAUUCACAUACACCGGGAAAAGGAUCAAGCAAGCAGAUUUUGCAAGGGAUAUUCCUUCACAUUGUGGCGGACACUCUGGGCAGCAUCGGCGUGAUCAUAUCUGCCAUCCUGAUGCAGAAGUAUGACCUGAUGAUCGCGGACCCCAUCUGCUCCAUGCUCAUCUCCAUUCUGAUAGGAGUCAGUGUGGUUCCCCUGCUGAGGGAGUCCAUUGGGAUUCUGAUGCAGCGAUCGCCCCCAGCCCUGGACCACGCCCUCCCGGAAUGCUACCAGAGGGUGCAGCGGCUGCAGGGCGUGUACAACCUCCAGGAGCCGCAUUUCUGGACACUCUGCACAGACGUGUACGUUGGUACGCUCAAGCUGCUGGUUGCGCCCGACGCCGAUUCCCGCUGGAUUCUAAGUCAGACACACAACAUCUUCACACAGGCCGGCGUGCGGCAGCUCUACGUUCAGAUCGACGUGGCCGCCAUGUAGUGCCGGACUCCCUCGCUCUCGGGACUCCUGGGACCAAAGGCAUUUUAUGCCACCAUGGAGAAUUCCCCUCCAUCUUAAACCAUGCAAUUUGAGAUUUCAGAGUCUCCGUACAAUUCCAGGGACCAAGAUGGAGCAGCUGCUUUCAACUCUCGCCAGGAAAUCAAAAAAAGGAAAACGAAAAAAAAAAAAAACUUGAACGUAAAAUGGGGAAAUAAAACUAGCUAAUAAUCACGUGAAAUCUAAGCAAAACAAGGUGAAUUUUGUCAUCGGUUGCCAAAAACCUCCUCUGAGUACACCUACCUGUAUGCUGUUUUUAAUUUUGGUCGUUCUCAGAUUGAUCAUCAGUGUGUUAAUUUUCCAGUAGGGGUAUCCUAGCUCUUGAAGUUGGUGGUGUCCUGAAGUUGUAAGAAAUUGAACUGUAGUUUUUUUUUUGUUGUUAGUUUUUAAAUGCAUCACGCCUGACUGAGACACCGUCAUGAAGAACUCCAACUGGCCAUUCUUAUUGCACUUUGCGGACUUCUUGAACCAAAACUCAUUUAUUGGUUUCCAAAGUGCCUUUUUAAUCGCAUUAAGAAUGACCUGAAGCAAACUGUUGCAGAAGGCAGACCUGACCAUUCAAGUAAGAGUUACUUCGACUUGUUUAUGGCGAAGCAACUCGGAAUCCGAGGAUCUUCUCUGGGUUUGGCGUUCCGAAGCCAUCGUUGUUCCAGCCCACCGAUACCCCCGCCAUCGUUCCGGAAUGCCGUGACUUUCACUCGACCAUUCUUAAACACUAGCAUAUUCCGUGGACGAACCCGUCGGACCACAGGAGCAUCUGGUUUUGCAGUCAUCCUCGUUUGGGGUCCACUAAGAGCACAUGUGACCGUGAACUGCAUCCGUGGUUUCACUGCCCCAGUCGGUCUUAGUUUUUAACAAGCCAAGUUGGCCAGUUAUAUAUAUACUUUUUUUGCAAUGUAAUAAACGGUUUUACUGCA